Molecule: messenger RNA, 4543 nt
Organism: Branchiostoma floridae (Florida lancelet)
Lineage: Eukaryota; Metazoa; Chordata; Leptocardii; Amphioxiformes; Branchiostomatidae
Product: polycystic kidney disease protein 1-like 2
Exons: 20
Coding region: 88-4515 (1475 amino acids)
Biological process (GO): detection of mechanical stimulus
Cellular component (GO): membrane
Molecular function (GO): calcium channel activity; calcium ion binding; protein binding
Source: RefSeq, a predicted model, not a curated record
CCAUAUGAUUAGGUACCGCUGAAUAUCAAUAGUCUUGACAGCAUCUACGGUGACGUCAUCUCAUCCAAUCCGCAGGACGUGAUUCAGAUGCUGGCUCAGGAUUAUGUGGAUAUCGAUGGAGGCAUUGAUGAGUUGGAGAAGCCUAAAUCAGUUGCCGAGGAAAAUUCACAGGUAUGCAGGAAGGCACUUAAGAGAUUGGGAUCUGAAACGGGUAGGACCCAGACGCCGGACCACCUGCAAAUCAUCUCUGAAUUAACAUCACUUGUCAUUGCGUCAUGCCCCAACAUUCCACAAGAGAACGCCUUGAAGAACACAGCGCUAGAUGUUCUGAAGUCCAUCACCAGCAAACUGGGCAAGCUGGACAUGUCUAACCCGUUAACCGUCGAGUCUGUGGGAGGAUCUCUGGUGGAGUCCGUCGCUAACCUUCUUAAUGCAUCAGAGGAAGCUUCAGAGGGGGAUGCCGGGAAUUCAGUACAGGACGAUCAUAUCUCCCCAGAGGAGCGAGCUGAAAAGGCAAAAGAAGAGGAAGAAGAACAGCGAACUGAGAGACAGGAAGUUGUCCAGAAAAGCCGCCAGGUCCUGGAUAGUCUGUUCAACGCCAUCACCGACCCCAUGCGGCCUGGAGACGCGCCGGUGACCAUCAGCAGGGCCGGCGUUACGAUGCGAGCACAGAAGAUUUUCGGCUCUAAGUCUGGGAACCAGGUGGUGCAGACGGAGGAUGGGGUAUUCCAGUUGCCAUCCCAAACCGCACUUUUCCCGGAACACCCGCCUCACAACGUCACUGUGAUGUUCAUAGAGUACCAAGAGAACCCAUUCCCCAGAGGGCGCGGGUACUACCAGGCACGCUCCUCCGUCAUAGAGCUUACGCUUCGCCGGAAAAACUACAAACCGUUGGUCUUCAGCAACCUCACUGACGACUUCAAAAUCACCAUUCCAGCAGGGAAAUCGAGGAACAAACCAACGACAAAAACCAUCACCUUCCCUGCCUCUGGAAACGAAACUUCAAGCUACCAUUUACUAAACCUCAACAACACCGCAGAGGGAUGGCUGGUCACAAUCACCCCGCUGAACACAAGCGUGGUGUACGGCGUGUCGGGUAGGUACGGCGGCCGCCCUGAUGAUCAAAACUACGACGUGUCCAUGGAGACGUACGUUCUACCCGAGGAGUGUUCCUUGAUGGAAACUCUCAGUGGUGACGACACGGACAGGACAGAGGCCAAACUGUUCAUCAAAGGGAAGGCAGAUCCCGUGGAUUAUCACGUCAAAGUCAAAGUUCUUGGACCGGCGACCAAAUGCGACAUCAGUGACAGACCCGAAGAAAGGAAUGUACACACCAACGACUUGUACGCCUACAAGAUCCAGUGGGCCCGUCUGAGCUGCGUUUUCUGGAGCGAGACCCAGAGAGCCUGGAAACCAGACGGUUGCACGAUCGAUGAUAAAUCCACCAUUGCCAGCACCAUCUGUCACUGCAACCAUCUGACGGCCUUUGGAAGUGACUUCGCCACACCGCCGGACACGGUCAACUUCGGGGCAUUAAUGCUUAGUGACCUACGUGACAACGGCGCAGUUUUGACAACCAUCUUCGUGGUGUUCUGCCUCUUUUUGCUCACGUUGGUCAUAACAAAGAUCUUUGACCUAAGAAGAAAAAAGAAGAAGAACCCUUCAAUCAAACUGGACGACAUGCAGAGCGGUUUCCGGUACCGUCUCCAUCUUUGGACAGGCACCGCUAAGCAUGCUGGGACCGAGUCCAACGUUGCCUUUAAUCUGUGCGGAGAUGUAGCAACCUCCGGUGUGAGAGUGGUCAGCAUCACAGAGAAGGUUUUUAUCCAAGGCAGCCAGGUGACACUGAACUUCAGCACAGCAGAACAGCUGGGUAACGUGGAGCUGCUGCAGCUCAUGCACGACAACAGUGGGGAGGGGGGCCGUGCAUCGUGGCACGUGGACAGAGCAGCGGUGCAGGAUCUCACCACCCAUAAAAUGUCCUAUUUCUUCUGUGGCGAGUGGCUGGCGGCCGACCGUGGAGAUGGCCAAAUCGCGAAGACCUUUCCUGUCGCCACUGAGCAAGACCUGCGAUCCUUCGGGUUCCUGUUCCCGGCAAGUCUGCGGAGUAAUAUGGCAGAGGAACACCUCUUCUUGUCCGUCGCUGUUAUGCCUGAAGAAAGUACGUUCACCCGGAGCGAGAGGAUCGGCUGCUGCCUGAGUUUCCUCACCUUGUCCAUGGUGUCCAGCGCCAUGUGGCUGAACGAUGAAGAGGAGACCCAGAUUGUGCAGGCCGUCAGCUUUGGCCCGUUCUCCUUCACCCUGAACACAGUCUACACGGGAUUCAUGACUGGCAUCAUCUGCCUACCCGCCAUCAUAGUCAUCGUCCUGCUGUUCCAGUUCAGCCGACCCAGCAACAAGGGCGACCGGCGGGUCAGAGACGUGGAGACGGGCGACCCAGCUGAGGCACCCGCGCAGCAGAAGCCAGCCAAGGGCCUGCCGCACUGGUGUAAGUACGUGGCCUGGGUGCUGGUGGUGCUGUCUGUUGUGGGGUCAGCUAUCUUCAUCGUGUUGUACAGUCUGGAGUGGGGCAAGGAAAAGUCCGAGUGGUGGCUGUCUUCGUUCUUCAUAUCCUUUCUGGCGGACAUGAUCCUCCUGCAACCAGCAAAGGUGGUGCUUCUCGCAAUCAUCUUUUCAUCCAUUUUCAAAAGCCAUACCGCGAAGAAGAUGUUUGAAAACGAGGGGGACACCGUUUCCAUAGGGGACAGCACUGUGACGUCACAAAAACGAGAAGGUUUCGAUGGCGGUCGAUUUCGCAUCAAGAAGAAGAUGGAAAGGCUUUCUCAGAUGUCCCUUGCAAACGUGAAGGAAGCGCGACGGAAGCGGGACAGAGACAGGAAAAUCGGAGACGUCCUUUGGGUCAUCGUGCGGUUUUCUGUGUUCCUCCUGCUCAUCAUAACGAUCACAAACGCACACCAAAACACGACUCCGGCCUUCCAUCAGACACAGAGUGCAGCUAAUAGCUUUGUGUCCCAUACUGACGCUGUGACAGACCCUCUUACCUUCUGGGCUUGGCUGGAGGAAGUUGCUCUGCAGAGCUUCUACCCGGAGAAUUCCUACAAUGACGACAAGCCCCGCUGGUGGGAGCAGGGCUUCACAGCUGACAUGCAGUCAGUCCUGGUCUCCCCACCUAGCCUGAUCCAGGCACGAGUAAAGCAAGGGCUGUGCACGGUGCCUGCAGCAAUGCUGAACUUUUCUGAUAAAUGUUCAGAAGCGUAUGAUGAAAAGACGAAGGAGACCGGAGCGUUUGAGAGGGGAUGGAAAAGGGUCACAAACAUGUCGGAGGUAGCAUCAGAAGCCCCUGGAUGGAGCCACCGCCUCAGCGGUUACGCCAUCAAACCAGUGUUUGGUUUGAAAUCGCACUACUGGGGAGACGGCUUCAGUCUGCAGCUGGGAAAAUCAGCAGACGAGAUGCGCAGCAUCCUAGCAGAACUAAAUACCCACGGCUGGAUCGACGGGCAGACCAGGGCCGUCAUUUUGGAAGUGUUGCUCUACAACGGAAACCUGGAUCUGUUCACAUCGCUGACGGUGAUGUUCGAAUUCAGCGAGAUAUCUGGUGUGUUUUCCCAUCGUCACCUGCACACCUUUCGACUUCGUCAGCAGCCUGGUACAAUCGGAUACAUCUACGUCUUGCUGGAAAUCAUCUACAUCAUCAUUCUCCUCUACUCGCUGUGGAAAGAGGCGAAAACUGCGCGCGCAGCCGGCUGGGCCUACCUCAAGGAGCCAUGGAAUGUUGUCGAAAUCGUCAACUUCAUCUUGGCCUUUACAGUCAUUGCCUUGUACGGAUCUAACAGAGGCUACAGUUCCAUGGCUCUGGCGGCUGUGCAUCAAGGGAAAGAUCAACUCCAAUACAUCAAAUCGCUUGUGGACAUAAACCUGAUGUAUGGAUGGUUCUUGUCUUUUCUCGUCUUUCUCAACAUGAUGAAGAUGCUGCGGCUGCUGAGGUUCGACCCGUUCCUCGCCAAGCUGAUGUCUGUGUUCCGGGGAAUGGCGGUGGAGUUCUCUGCCUUCAUCCUCUACUUCUUCCUCUUCUUCUCAGGAUUUGCCAUGAGCGGUUUUCUCAUGUUUGGUACCACCGUAACGGCCUACAGGGCCGUCAGCUUGUCCUACUCAACAUUGUUCCAGAUGUCUCUUGGACUGUUUGAUUAUAGAGAGCUGUUUGAUGAAAACCCCUUCCUCGGCCCCAUCUUCUUUUUAACAUUCAUGUGCCUCGUCUACCUGGUGCUGAUGAACAUAGCUGUGGCGAUCAUCAACAGCGCACUCCCCGAUGUGCGGAACCACGACAUGCCUGAAGAGGACCGGUACUUCCUCCAAGGGUUAUGGGAGCGAUUUACCUCUUUGUUUGGGCUUCAUCAAGCGCAACUAACAGGAUGGAGGAUUCGGAACUCCCUACAGAACCAGAUUUUGCCCCGCCUAUCAGGAAUGUUUCCAGUGUGGAACUUAGCGCUCCUAGAGGUGACUUACCAGAUAUUGUGAUCCACCCCGCCUCCCAGUCCACUCUCAC